AUGAAGGUGGACGUGUCAACGUGCGCUCUCGAGAUGCCCCCCCACCUGGGGGGACUGAUUGCCAGCUUCGGCCCGAUGUUGGAGUUCCGGGUCACGUAUACCGGGUCACGGGCGACCGUGACUUUGGUGUAUGGUGACCCGCCUCCACAGAAACGGAAAGGGGGGACUGGAAGAGGAAGAAGAAGGAAGAAACCGGUGCCAGGGAAGGCCCAGGGGGGGACAAAGCUGGUGGCUCAACCGCCAGUGGCGCUCCCUCCUGUGAUACCGCCCCCACCGAGUCCUCCGGAGAGGAAGCAACCACUUGUGGAGCCCGCAUCCCCGGAACGGCCGUACACCACCCAGGAGAUCGUCAGAUUCAAACGGACGAGUGUGCCACCACCUACUUCAACCUCCACCCCAAAGACGACGACUCCGGUGAAGCGGUCAACAACGACCGUUCCCGUCGAGUCGCCACUUGGACUUGUUGUUCCGGCGACAAAAAGGAAGGCAACAUCACCGACCACCCAGCCAGCCAAGACCAAGCCGCCGCCGGAAUCCGCUCCCCCUGUUGACGACGAAUGGACCAUUGCCAUCAGUGGACUUCGUCGUCAUCUCCAUCAGUACAUACAGGGGGACACGCAGAAACCAGAACUACUUCGGGAGGUUUUUUGA
This is a messenger RNA of Gigantopelta aegis, 651 nucleotides long. Its product is annotated as proline-rich receptor-like protein kinase PERK2. The coding region runs from base 1 to 651 and encodes 216 amino acids. The transcript has a single exon. The record is from RefSeq and is a predicted model, not a curated record. Lineage: Eukaryota; Metazoa; Mollusca; Gastropoda; Neomphalida; Peltospiridae.